Messenger RNA from Osmerus eperlanus (European smelt), 1734 nucleotides. RefSeq names its product fatty acid desaturase 2 (gene fads2). NCBI's taxonomy places the organism in Eukaryota, Metazoa, Chordata, Actinopteri, Osmeriformes, Osmeridae. The record is from RefSeq and is a predicted model, not a curated record. Gene Ontology annotation, biological process: lipid metabolic process. Gene Ontology annotation, molecular function: oxidoreductase activity, acting on paired donors, with oxidation of a pair of donors resulting in the reduction of molecular oxygen to two molecules of water. Gene Ontology annotation, cellular component: membrane. Bases 30 to 1373 code for a protein of 447 amino acids. The transcript is spliced from 12 exons.
ACCUCAGACCUGAUCCAGUACGAGUAAGGAUGGGUCUCGGGAAACAUUUGAAAGACCCAGACUCCACAAACAAUGACAAGCAAGGAGGUGGUAAUGUCUUCACCUGGGAGGAGAUACAGAGGCAUACGAACAAGAAUGAUCAGUGGCUCGUCAUUGACAGGAAAGUGUACAACAUCACCAACUGGACCAAGAGGCAUCCCGGCGGAAUAAGGGUCAUCAGUCACUAUGCAGGACAGGAUGCCACAGAAGCAUUCACGGCUUUUCAUCCUGAUUCAACCUUUGUGAGAAAAUUUCUGAAGCCCUUGUUGGUUGGUGAGCUGUCAGCAUCUGAACCCUGUCAUGAUCACGACAAGAGUGCAACUAUUGUUCAGGACUUCCGUAACUUGCGUGACCAUGCAGAGAAAGAGGGGCUGUUUCAAGCCAAGCCUCUUUUUUUCUGUCUCCACCUGGGGCACAUAUUGCUACUGGAAGUCCUGGCUUUGCUGCUUCUGUGGACCUGCGAAACCAACUGGACUUCAACACUGCUUUGCUGUGUCAUUCUGGCCACGUCCCAGUCCCAAGCUGGAUGGUUGCAGCAUGAUUUUGGCCACCUGUCUGUCUUCAAGAAGUCCAGAUGGAAUCAUUUACUUCAAAAAUUUACCAUUGGUCACAUAAAGGGAGCUUCUGCCUGCUGGUGGAACCAUCGUCACUUCCAGCAUCAUGCCAAGCCCAAUGUGAUCCGUAAGGACCCUGACAUCAACAUGCUCCAUAUGUUCGUAUUGGGAGACACACAGCCAGUGGAGUAUGGAAUAAAGAAGCUCAAGUACUUGCCUUACAACCACCAACACAAAUACUUCUUUUUCGUUGGCCCCCCUCUGCUUAUUCCAGUGUUUUUCCACAUUCAGAACCUAAAAACUAUGUUUUCACAUCGGCUCUGGGAGGACGUAGCCUGGUGGAUAACCUUUCAAAUUCGCUACUUCCUAUGCUAUGUUCCCUUCUUUGGUUUUCUUGGUUCAGUCCUUCUAUUAAGCGGUGUCAGGUUUCUGGAGAGCCACUGGUUUGUAUGGGUGACACAGAUGAGCCACAUUUCAAAGGACAUUGAAUAUGACAACCAUCAAGACUGGCUGACCAUGCAGUUGAAUUCCACCUGCAAUAUUGAGCAGUCAGCCUUCAAUGACUGGUUCAGUGGGCACCUUAACUUUCAGGUUGAACACCACCUGUUCCCCACCAUGCCCCGUCACAACUUCCAUCGGAUUGCUCCAAUGGUGCGUGCUUUGUGUAAGAAACAUGGCCUUUCCUACGAGGUCAAGACAUUGGGACAAGGUUUCGCGGAUGUUGUGAGAUCACUGAAGAAGUCUGGGAACCUCUGGCUUGAUGCUUAUCUACAUAAAUGAUGAGGAAAUAACCAUCUGACAGACUUGAGUUGGUCACCAAAAAGUGCAUUUUGUCAUUCACUUGAUACAGUUGAUAUUCUUAUGCACAUAAAUGUGCUGUAUUUUGUCCCAAUAUUGACAGGGUGUUGCCUUAACUUGUAUCUGUGAACUAUUAACAGUUACAGUAUGUGUGUAAUUUUGGAGAUGGCAAUUUUUCUGUUAGAAAAUGUACUUUUGAACAGUGGUCAAAGUGCAACCAAUAACAUAAUCCACAACAUGUUAUUUAGCAGAAAUCGGGGAACUCCCUCUGUGUGGUUCUAUGCUUCGCCUAACUUGUAGGUCUAAUUGUGGGGUGGGUUCUUUCUUUUGCAAAAUCGAGCCC